CACUACCUGCCCCGGAAGUGCUUGUCGCGUUGCGCGGCAGGGCGUUAAGAUGGCGGCGGCGUGAGUUGCAUGUUAUGUGAAGAUCACGGGGCCGCCGCAUAGCUUGGGCCCCGCAAUGGCCGUCACCAUCACGCUCAAAACGCUGCAGCAGCAGACCUUCAAGAUCCGCAUGGAGCCUGAUGAGACGGUGAAGGUGCUGAAGGAGAAGAUAGAAGCUGAGAAGGGUCGAGAUGCUUUUCCUGUAUCCGGGCAGAAGCUCAUUUAUGCUGGCAAGAUCCUGAGUGACGAUGUCCCCAUCAGGGAAUACAGAAUAGACGAGAAGAACUUCGUGGUUGUCAUGGUGACCAAGGCCAAAGCUGGCCAGGGUACACCAGCACCCUCAGAGGUCUCACCUACUUCUGCCCCAGAGUCUUCCACACCGUUCCCUCCAGCCCCAGCCUCGAGCAUGUCCCAUCCUCCACCUGCCAGCAGAGAGGACAAGAGCCCAUCAGAGGAGUCAGCCAUUACAACAUCUCCAGAGUCCCUGUCAGGCUCUGUUCCCUCUUCAGGUAGCAGCGGGCGAGAGGAAGACGCGGCCUCCACGCUAGUGACAGGCUCUGAGUAUGAAACAAUGCUGACCGAGAUCAUGUCCAUGGGCUAUGAACGGGAACGGGUCGUGGCCGCACUGAGAGCCAGCUACAACAACCCCCACCGAGCUGUGGAGUACUUGCUCACGGGAAUUCCAGGCAGCCCUGAGCCUGAACAUGGUUCUGUCCAGGAGAGCCAGGUGUCGGAGCAGCCAGCCACAGAAGCAGGUGAGAACCCCCUGGAGUUCCUUCGGGACCAGCCCCAGUUCCAGAAUAUGCGGCAGGUGAUUCAGCAGAACCCAGCACUGCUUCCCGCCCUUCUCCAGCAGCUGGGCCAGGAGAACCCUCAGCUUUUGCAGCAAAUUAGCCGACACCAGGAGCAGUUUAUCCAGAUGUUGAACGAACCCCCUGGGGAGCUGGCAGACAUCUCUGAUGUGGAGGGGGAGGUUGGUGCCAUCGGCGAGGAGGCCCCACAGAUGAACUACAUCCAGGUGACACCACAGGAGAAAGAAGCUAUAGAGAGGCUGAAGGCCCUGGGCUUCCCAGAGAGCCUGGUAAUCCAGGCCUACUUCGCAUGUGAAAAAAACGAGAAUUUGGCUGCCAACUUCCUCCUGAGUCAGAACUUUGAUGACGAGUGAUGCCGGGAGCCCAGGCUGCCCACUGCCCCCACCUGACUCCACAAAAGUUUUAU
Molecule: messenger RNA, 1257 nt
Organism: Nannospalax galili (Upper Galilee mountains blind mole rat)
Lineage: Eukaryota; Metazoa; Chordata; Mammalia; Rodentia; Spalacidae
Gene: Rad23a
Product: RAD23 homolog A, nucleotide excision repair protein
Exons: 9
Coding region: 116-1204 (362 amino acids)
Biological process (GO): nucleotide-excision repair; proteasome-mediated ubiquitin-dependent protein catabolic process
Cellular component (GO): nucleoplasm; cytosol
Molecular function (GO): polyubiquitin modification-dependent protein binding; damaged DNA binding; ubiquitin binding
Source: RefSeq, a predicted model, not a curated record